AGCAAACAAAUGUCACCAGUGAAGAGCUCCGCAGCGUUUUUUUAAACACAGAGUUUUUAUUUUUUAACGUGACCUGCUUUAAACCGACACGGUGUCAGCAUGUGUUUUAAAUAGCGUCAGUGACUCUGCUCGACAAGAAGAAGAAGAAAAAGAGGAGAAGAUUUGUGGCCCAAGUGGAGAGAAGAAAGAAGCGUCGCACAGACUCAUCCUGCAGCGGCGGCCAUGUCUCUGGGCGAACCGGUGUCGGACUCGGCGCCGUUCUUCUCCGAUGACAGCGAGGCGGAGGGAGCGGAGGAGCAGGGCGGCUCGGGGGGGGCGGGGACCGAGGAGGAGUCGCCCAGCGGAGUGUCGAAGGUCCGAGCGCUGCUGACCGUCUUCAUCCUCUGUUACAUCAACCUGCUCAACUACAUGGACCGCUUCACCGUGGCAGGUGUUCUUCCUGACAUCGAGCAGUACUUUGGAAUAGAUGACGAGAAAUCCGGUUUGCUCCAAACGGUUUUUAUCUGCAGCUACAUGUUUCUGGCUCCUUUGUUCGGUUACCUUGGCGACAGGUACAACAGGAAGUUCAUCAUGAGUUUCGGCAUUACGUUCUGGUCUUUAGUGACUCUCGCCAGCUCCUACACUCCCAAAGACCAUUUCUGGGCUCUGCUGCUGACUCGAGGUCUGGUCGGAGUCGGAGAGGCCAGCUACUCCACCAUCGCCCCCACCAUCAUCGCAGACCUCUACGUCAAAGGGAAGAGGACCAACAUGCUCUCCAUCUUUUAUUUCGCUAUCCCAGUGGGAAGCGGCCUCGGAUACAUCGUGGGGUCACAGGUCAGCGCUGUUGCACAUGACUGGCACUGGGCUCUGAGGGUGACUCCAGGUUUGGGGAUCAUUGCAGUGUUCCUGCUGCUGUUUGUGGUCAAAGAGCCUAAAAGAGGCGCCAUCGAAGCUCGACCAGAGCAUCACCUGCAUCAGACCAGCUGGCUGACUGACCUGCAGGCGCUCAGCAGGAACCGCAGCUUCGUGUUCUCCACUCUGGGCUUCACGGCCGUGGCCUUCGUCACCGGCUCGCUGGCUCUUUGGGCUCCGACCUUCCUCUUCAGAGCGGCCGUGUUCACCGGAGAGAAAAGCCCCUGCGUGGAAGGAAACUGCGCCUCCGACGACAGUCUUAUCUUCGGCAUCAUCACCUGCGUCACCGGUGUGCUGGGCGUGGCGAGCGGCGUGCAGGUGAGCCGGCAGCUGAGGAAGAAGACGGCGAGGGCCGACCCGCUGGUGUGCGCCGCCGGCCUGCUCCUGUCCGCUCCGUUCCUCUACUUGGCCAUCGUGUUCGCUCAGGCCAGCACCAUCGCCACAUACGUUUUCAUUUUCUUCGGAGAGACGUUCCUGUCCAUGAACUGGGCCAUCGUCGCCGAUAUUCUACUGUACGUGGUCGUUCCCACUCGCCGCUCCACAGCCGAGGCGCUGCAGAUCGUCUUCUCACAUCUGCUCGGAGACGCAGGAAGCCCCUACAUGAUAGGAGUGGUCUCGGACUCUCUGAGGAAGACGGACUCGUUCUUGUGGCAGUUUCGCUCUCUGCAGCUUUCUCUGCUGCUCUGCUCCUUCGUGGCCGUUGUGGGCGGAGCCUUCUUCCUCGCCACCGCACUCUUCAUCGAAACGGACCGCCGCCGCGCCGAGAACAUCACGUCCACAGAUGACGAGCCGAUCGUGGUUCCUAAAAGCGGCCGCUCCACUCGGGUUCCAGUGUCCAGCGUUCUGAUCUGAGGUUCAACUCGUGGUCUUUUAUUCUUUAUUCUUUUUAAGGACUGCAGACGCUGAUGGGACUCUCUGCCGUGCAGAAACAUUUGAGGAAACAUUUAUUUUUAAAACUUUUUGGACAUUACUUUUUAUACCUUGCCCCCCCCUUUGCCUUGCUCAGGAGCUCGCUGCCACUUUUGGAGGUUUGUUUUUCAUCUCCGGAUGUUUUUGCUGGGUUUUUUUUUGGAGUUUUUUGCCGCACAUGGACGUGAGCUCAGCAUUAAUGGAGACGUUUACAGAAGCUUUCACUCGAGACUUUCCUGAAGAGAAGUGACAGAAGUGUUUGACGUCCGACCGCCUAUAAACUGAUUAAACAUGAUGAGGCUCAUAUCCUGAGUUUAACCACAACCAAAAACACGCUGCUCCCUGCGCCCACAAACCUCCACAGAUUUUUAUACGCAGGACACGCUUUCAUAAUCACGUGUUUUUAUGUGUUUGAACGAGUUUUAUCAGCAACACUAACCGUCUUACAGAAAAAUGGGAAAUAAUGAUUCAAGCUGUCAGAAACCGGGAAGAAUCAUAUUUACCUUUUUAUUCAUCUGUUCAUCUUUUUACCAGCAGUCUGUCUGUUUUUAAUCCUCCGUGUUUUAGUUAAUAAUGCUUCCAGGGUCUGAAGGAUCGGUUUCAGGUUUUAUUGUCUCAGCGUGGGGUAAAAAAAAAAAGAAAAAGAAAAGAAGUCUGAGCACAAAACUGCAGUAAAUAUGUGUCAACAAUGGUUAUUUAAAUAAGAAACGCUGUUAAAUGAAUGUUAAUAAGCUGAUUUGUGAGAUUAUUUUAGCAGAUGUUUGAACUAUUAAACAAGAAUUAACU
Molecule: messenger RNA, 2586 nt
Organism: Scomber scombrus (Atlantic mackerel)
Lineage: Eukaryota; Metazoa; Chordata; Actinopteri; Scombriformes; Scombridae
Gene: spns1
Product: SPNS lysolipid transporter 1, lysophospholipid
Exons: 13
Coding region: 223-1743 (506 amino acids)
Biological process (GO): transmembrane transport
Cellular component (GO): membrane
Molecular function (GO): transmembrane transporter activity
Source: RefSeq, a predicted model, not a curated record